Molecule: messenger RNA, 769 nt
Organism: Radiomyces spectabilis
Lineage: Eukaryota; Fungi; Mucoromycota; Mucoromycetes; Mucorales; Radiomycetaceae
Exons: 4
Coding region: 186-659 (157 amino acids)
Source: RefSeq, a predicted model, not a curated record
CGGCGAUCCUGAUGCGUCCACGGAGAAGCUUUGUCUCUCGAAAAGUCGUAUGCGAUGUAGUUGAUGACAUAUAGUACCUACAUUUGGUUCGAUAAAGUAUAGUACGUAAUAAACGAGAAAAAACGCUGGUGUGAGUAACCCAGUCAAAAGAAUCUAAAAGUACACAUUAGCUGGUUUAUCACUAAAUGAAAAGAUCAGGAACAGUUGAACUCGUCAAAGCGGGCAAUAUAUCACUCAAGUCAAGCUUUUUGUCUUGCUUCACAGUUGCAGACAGGAUGCGGCAAUUUGUGCAGGAUCGUCAGAUCGAAUUCAGAAGGUUAAUAAUAAUGCGUAUCAGGAAAGGGCACUUACAAUUCAGUAUGUCAGUCAUCCGACGAUGGUAUUUCGUCAUGCAUUCCGAGAGUUACCAGGCUUUCGGUUGGGCUUGUUUCUUCCUUUUUGCUUGUUUCUAUCGACAACCGCCCCAAUGCUUUGAUGGCAGUCAAGGCAAUGAGUUUGUGGGCUAUUCUGACGAUCGGAGUGCCACGAUGGUUGGAUGGAACCCUGGGAUGUCCACCGUUUUGCCCUUUUUAGGCUUUUUCCGAGCGGACAUACAAGGUUUGAAUUUUUCAACGGGCGAUCAUAUUGGCACACCACAAUCGUUCAUUAAGCAUAUCUGAAUAUGGGAGAUGCUUAUCUUUGGGUGUGGAUGGCUUGGUUAGACCAAAGGAAUAUGUAUGCAACGUGCAAAACAAGAAAACGCUUCCCAUCAAGCACAGAAAAAAAAAAG